AUGCAAAUCUUCGUCAAGACACUCACAGGCAAGCACAUCACACUCGAGGUUGAGCCAACAGACCGUAUCGAGGACGUUAAGGCCAAGAUCCAGGAUAAGGAAGGUAUCCCACCAGAUCAGCAGCGUCUCAUCUUCGCUGGUAAGCAGCUCGAAGAUGGUAACACACUCCAGGACUACUCCAUCCAGAAGGAUUUCACCCUUCACCUCGUUCUUCGUCUUCGUGGUGGUAUGCAGAUCUUCGUCAAGACCCUUACAGGCAAGCACAUCACACUUGAAGUCGAGCCAACAGACCGUAUCGAGGACGUUAAGGCCAAGAUCCAGGACAAGGAAGGUAUCCCACCAGAUCAGCAGCGUCUCAUCUUCGCUGGUAAGCAGCUCGAAGAUGGCAACACACUUCAGGACUACUCCAUCCAGAAGGAUUCCACCCUUCACCUCGUUCUCCGCCUUCGUGGUGGCUUUUAA
Messenger RNA from Trichomonas vaginalis G3, 462 nucleotides. Its product is annotated as cellular macromolecule catabolic process. The record is from RefSeq and is a predicted model, not a curated record. The coding region runs from base 1 to 462 and encodes 153 amino acids. Gene Ontology annotation, cellular component: cytoplasm; nucleus. Gene Ontology annotation, molecular function: protein tag activity; ubiquitin protein ligase binding. Lineage: Eukaryota; Parabasalia; Trichomonadida; Trichomonadidae. The transcript has a single exon. Gene Ontology annotation, biological process: modification-dependent protein catabolic process; protein ubiquitination.